AUGGUCUCCGACACGCUGAAUGCCGCUGUCUAUGUCAUAGAGGAGUACUGCUCCAUGAGCCCUAAAGACUGCUUUAUCAAUGUCACCAUGAAGGAGGGGCGGACGGCCUCCGGGCAGAGCCUCUCGGCUUGCCUUGCCAGCUUGGCACAUGCGCAGCCCUUCGCCUUCGGCUUGACCGAUGAGAAGGCACGCUUGUUGGGCAAAGCUCGAAGACCGAUGCUGCCGUCCAGACAUACAUGCCGUCAAACACUGACGCUGCCAUCCAGACCUCAAUUCCGCUGCAGGGCGCAAAAGUGCUGGCCAGAAAAGCGCUCCUGA
Molecule: messenger RNA, 318 nt
Organism: Symbiodinium sp. CCMP2456
Lineage: Eukaryota; Dinophyceae; Suessiales; Symbiodiniaceae
Source: the annotation of a GenBank genome assembly